GUGAACUUGGAGAGUGUAGUCAGUGUUACUUCAUAACAUGGUCAUCAAAUACGCAUUUAAAAUGUGUUGCAAUGGAAAGUAUCUUCUGCUUUUGUGAACCAGCACUGUUGUGUGAAGUCAGGAAAUUUCUUCACUGAUUCUGACCUAAUGUAUAUUAGACCUCUAGAGAUGCUUCAGAUCACUUUCUUCACCAUCAUCAUCAUUGCUGUACUACAUACUCACUCAGCUGAUGAUAUCUACUUUGCUGUGAUGCCUCAGACAGUAACAGCUCUGACAGGCUCUUGUGUGCAGAUUCCUUGCACAUUCAACAUCUCUAAUUUUGAGGGCAAACGUAACGUGGCAAAAUCUAUUUAUGGGAUCUGGCUGAAAAAGAAAUCACAGACUGUUGAAAGAGAUGGUUUUAUAGCUUUUAAUAGCAGUGAAAACAUCAUUAGAGGAUUCAGUGACAUACAAUUGACUGGAGAUCUUAGUGAGAGGAACUGCACAACUGUCUUCUAUAACAUCAUGAAGAAUCAUUCAGAUCUCUACUACUUCAGACUGGAAAUGGAGCCAAAUGUGUUCAGAGCAACGUUUAACACCAAUCAACAUGGUUCAAGAAAGACUGUGAAGAUCACUGUCAGAGAUUCACCACAACCUCCUGAACUUAAACCCAGUGAUCAACUCUAUGUGAUGGAGGAAACAACAGUCAAUCUGAACUGCUCUGCUGAAGCCCCCUGCCCCAAACAACCUCCUACAAUAUCCUGGUCCAACAUCCCUGAAUCUGCCAACAUUACAACACAGUUACAGGAGAAACCUGAUAAAACCCUGUCAGUGUUUUCACACAUGACCUUCAAAGCUUCAUACAUGGAUCACAGAAGGAACAUCUCCUGCACUGCUACAUAUCCAAGAAAUACACCUGAAGACUCAACCGUGGAGACCACUGUGAUGCUACGAGUCCUGUUUCCUCCUAAAGAAACUCACAUCACCAUCGAUUCAUCUGCUUCAGUUUCUGUUGGCACUAAUGUGACUUUGACCUGCAAAAGCAAAGCUGUGCCAUCAAAUGAAAUGAGCUACACCUGGUACAAACAUGGAUAUGAGAUGCCUAUAGCUCGGGGAAAGAAGAUUAGUUUCAUAGUAACUCAUAAUAAUACAGGCUCAUACUUCUGCAUUGCACAAAAUAAACAUGGAAACCAGUCAUCAGCAGAGAUCCAGCUCACAGUUGAAGGACAAGAUGGACUUUCUGUACCUCUGAUUGCUGGUUGUGUGGGAGGAAUUGUGGCAGUGCUCACUCUCUCUGCUCUUGGUUUUUGUACAAGGAGAAAAAAAUUCAAUAAAUCCAAUGCCACUGAGAAGGAUCCUUCUGAUCAGAUUAAUAUCACAGACGUGGAUUAUGUCAACACUGCCAGAAACAUCACGAUCAAUGAACAGAUUUCUGAUGAUGAAACACUGAUCAUCUACUAUGAAAAGACUGACAUCUCAAAGCAGCAGAACUACUGCAUCACAGAGACAUACUUCAAACAUGGUGAAUACACAGAAAUAGAGUACAGAGUAUUUCAGGAUUUGUAGGCUCACUUAAGGCCAAUUCACACUGCACCAACAGACGCAGUUACCCCUGUUGGCAUCUGUCGCUGUUGGUCGGCGCUUGUUUUCAAUCAUUCAAUUGGCGUUUGUCAGGUCAUGGAAUGUCUUGAGAAGUGAUGUACUAUAAUCUGUUGACUGUCCGUGCUGGACUCUGUCUGUCAGUGCAGUGUGAAUUGACCUAUACAGUGGGUAUAAAAAGUCUACUCACCCCUGUUCAAAUUGCAGAUUUUUUUCUUUUUUGAUUUUUGAAAAAUUAAUCCAAGUAAUAAAUGUCAAGAAACUCUUAAGAGAAACUCUUAAGAAAAAUGUUUAGGGAAAAAACAAACCUAAAAUUUCCUGUUUGCAUAAAUGUGCACACUGUUUGCAAUUAACCAAAUACAUUCAAACUCUUACUAAAAAGUCAUCAUUUGAAUGAUGCUGAUUAACCCUGAAUAAAAACUCCACUCUUUCUGGAUUCUGUACAAUCUUCUUGACCUUAUUGCUGAAGCCAUAGCCCACAAUGAGCUUUCAAGGGAUGUGCGGGAUCUCAUUGUGAAGAGGUACCAAUCAGGAGAAGGGUACAGAAUGUACAAUGAAAUGAAGGCCAUCAUCAACAAGUGGAGACAAGGGGGCACCACAAUGACAUUCUAAAGAACAGGGAACCUGUCGAAAAUGGAUGUAAAAACAAGAUGAAAAGUUAUCAAGGAGGAUGCCAAGAGACUUAAGCCAUGUUUCCACCACAGAAACUUUCCCCAGGAACUAGGAACUUUGGGCUGGUAUACUCAGUGUGUUUCAACCGCAGGAACCAGGGUCUAAAUGAAGUUCCGGGUAAAAAAUUCCCUCUCAGAAAGUACCUGCUUGCUAGGUAGUACUUUUUCAAAGUUCCGGAACUUUCGGGGGUGGAACUUGGGCGCUGAACAUGCUGAUUGGUUGAGUUCACGCAGCAUUUUUAUUGGUUGACUCCAUGCAGCAUUUUAUUUCAACCAUCGUUUUUUAAAGUCUGUUGCGGUGCGUGCAGUAAGAGUUGUUUGUUAUUCGAAUCAACAGUGGAGUUUAAAAAUACGACAGAUGGACUGAUGAUGAGGGUUAGGCUUUAUUAUGUUUAUACGCAGAGGAUGAAAUCCAGCGGGAACUGGAAAGUCGUGCGCAGUCCUACGUCACCGGACUAUCUUCACGGUACUUUAGACUGCUAUGGAAACCCAGCUAUCAGUAGGUCUGGGGGAAAAAAGGUUCCUGGGAAAAAGGUUGCUGGGACAAAUUGUUCUGGGUAAUUUUGGUGGAAACACGGCUUUAUAGUAACAUUAAAGGACCUUCAUAUAUCCUUCAAAUAUCCUGCAUCCUGUAUUUUUCGUAUGUCUGGGAUAUGAGGUAGGGUGGCCAGACAGAAGCCAUUAAUCAUAAAAAAAAAAAAAAAAAAAUCAGAGCCCUUCUAAAUUUUGUCAAAACCAUGUGGCAAAAAUCUGUAUGGACAGAACUUUUAGGCCAUAAUCAGAUUCCAAAAAUUAAAUACUUGUAAUUAUAUUAUAUUACAUUUUAAAAUACUUGCAAUCAGACUACAGUUACAUUUUUUUUACUGCACGCACAGAACAUAGACUGUAAAAAAAGAUAUACAACGAACCUUGAUUCUCUUCUAUAGAAAAGUGAAGCUGGCAAUGUCCCAACUUGGUGCUGACAUCUUGGAACCCAAGUCUGCGUUCCAAAGUUCCAAUCUCCUCCCGAAGAUCCCCAAAAAAAGUCAAUUGGUGCCUCAAUGACUACUUUGGUCAAAAAAGCUGUCAAUCUUAGCUGUCAAUCAUUAUGUCACACCUCAGUUUUUAUAGCAUCAAAUAACUAACUAAAACCAAACUUAUUUAAAAAAUGAACACUUGAACUUACAUCAGUGUGAUAAAAACUACCUAAAAUGACAGAAACCAUCUUUGAAAAAAAAAAUGUAUUUGAAGUGUAAUUUUGUUUAGUUUGUCUCACGUCCCAUUUGAUUACAUGGAGAGGGGUGAUCAAAACGUUUUAGCUUCACUUUUCAGCACUUGUGUGGUUAGGUCAAAAGUAAUCUAAAAGUAAUUAAAAAGUAGUCAGAUUAUAUUACCUUAAAUCAGUACCAACCACAAUUUGAAAGUAAUCAACCCAGCACUGACCACGAUAAAGUACUGAACUCAAUUUUGAAACGUAAAAUACACACCGGCAGAAGUCAAAAGCUAAAUGUAGGCUAUAAACAAACUACACCAUGGUCACAUGACGUCAGCACCAUUAAGCCUCCGACAACUCUUUCAGUCUUAAAAAAUCUUCAAUCUUGUUCAAAAACAUUUUAUGAAACUUUAGGUUUGUUCUUUUUUUUCUCUUCAUUUUUCACGUAAGAAUACAAUUUUACACAACAUACGUGUCUCAUAAGCUAGAAUUCAGUCUUAAAAUAGUGUAGUUAGUAUUAGUUAGUAUGGUUGACUUUAUUGAUGAGCACUGAAAAAAAAAAGUUUGCAAAAGCAUAGGGUACACAAUAAGCAAUGAAUGAGCGUUCAAAUGCUAACAUUUAUCAGCAAUAUCAAACAAACAUUCAUGCAUUGCCUUUCCUUGUUUGAUAUGACCUUUUAAACAUUGUUAUUGUAUUUGAAUUUAUCUGCAUAUUCUUGUGUUAUGGCUUCCAUUUUCUCUGAAUGAAUGACAAACAUUUAAGCACAGAAUGAACAAAGGUAGAUUCAUAAUAUCUCGUCCUGUAGUGCUGCUGGGAAAUCGUCAAGAGAACAUCACGUCACUCAGUGUUUAACAGAUCUCACAUAGAGGAAGACAUCUUCAUGAACUUCUGCUUUUCUUUGACUGCACUGCUCUGAGAGCUCCAGUGAUGUCUGUGUUCCAGAUCAUGUCCUUCAUCAUCAUCAUCAUCAUCAGCUCUGUGUUUCUGCACACUCACUCAGCUGAUAAUCUCUACUCUGCUAUGAUGCCUCAGACAGUAACAGCUCUGACAGGCUCUUGUGUGCAGAUUCCUUGCACAUUCAACAUUUCCAAUUUUGAGGAUAAAUGUAUCAAGUCAAUAUCUAUUAAUGGGAUCUGGCUGAAAAAUAAAUCACAGUUUGCUGCCAGUGAUGGCUUCAUAGCUUUUAAUAGCAGUGAAAACAUCAUUAGAGGAUUCAGUGACAUACAGAUAACUGGAAAUCUCAGUGAGAGAAACUGCACAACUGUCUUCUAUAACAUCAUGAAGAAUCAUUCAGAUCUCUACUACUUCAGACUGGAAAUGGAGCCAGAUGUGUUCAGAGCAACGUUUUUCCUCGAUCAAGCUAAAUCAACUGAUUCAAAAAAGACUGUGAAGAUCACUGUCAUAGAUUCACCACAACCUCUCAUCCUUAAACCCACUGAUCUGAAAGAAGUGACGGAGAACACAACAGUCAAUCUGAACUGCUCUGCUGAAGCCCCCUGCCCCAAACAUCCUCCUACAAUAUCCUGGUCCAAUAUCCCUGAAUCUGCCCACAUUACAACACAGUUACAGGAGAAACCUGAUAAAACCCAGACCAGGACAAAGACACACAGGGGAGACAAUGUUGGAGAAGAAGAGACCUUGAAUCAGGUUUGUGAACUUCCUCAAACACCAGUCAUUUCACACGACUGCACGAACAACCACAACGCUUUUAUAUAG
Ctenopharyngodon idella (grass carp) is the source of this 5158-nucleotide messenger RNA. RefSeq names its product myelin-associated glycoprotein-like. The record is from RefSeq and is a predicted model, not a curated record. The transcript is spliced from 12 exons. Bases 4370 to 5158 code for a protein of 262 amino acids. Lineage: Eukaryota; Metazoa; Chordata; Actinopteri; Cypriniformes; Xenocyprididae.